GCCAUCGUGGCAGCGACAGAGGCACGUAGGAAAAAAAUAUAUACAACAAACAGCAGCAACAGCAACAACAACAACAAAAACGACAACAACAAAUCCCUGGCAAAGCAUGCCAACCCAGCGCGACUUUGUUGCUGCGGUUUUCAGUUGCCAGCGCGAUUUUGAAUGAGUUGUACGCACCGCGUUGCUUGAAGGCGCCUAAAAUCGAAAAUCGAAAAUCGAAAACCGAAAACCGAGAACCGAAAAACUAAACCAUUUGAGCUUGAAACUCUUCAGAUCGAAGCUCAAGAGUAUCGUGCGCGCGUGCGUCCGUGCGUGUGAUCGUGUGCCUGUCUGCGUGAGUGUGCCAGCUACGCCCUGCCGCCCCUUAAAUAGCUGCCUGCACAAUUUAGUUAAAUUUUUUUUAUUAUUGUUUUUGUUAUUUUUUUAUUUCGUAUUGUUGCUGUUGCCGCCAAACGAAAUUUGUGUGCAGCAAGCGGCGAAUGCAGGCCAACAACAACGACAGCAACAGCAAAAGCAGCAACAACAACUGUGACAUUUGGAGUCGCCUUGCCCGCCCGCUUCAAAUAUUUGCGAACUGGGUAUCCCAGCAACUGGUCAGCGCCAGGUUCAAGUGUAACCAGUUACCAGUUUUCAGAAACACAACGACGACAACAACAACAAUAACAGAAACAACAACAGCAACAAAAGCCGCAGCCCAACAUCCACUUCAAACGUACAAUCUGCAUGCGGCCAACUAACUGUAAAAUGCGCUGUGCAACGGUCAGCGACAACUAGCACAACACCAACAGCAGCAACAACAACCUGUAGCGACAGCAGCAACACACACGCAAUCAGACAUACGAGACAAUUGCAUAAAAUUUGAAAUUAGAUAUUGGCGGCGCAUCAAAUUAUCAAAUGCAGUUGCUGUUGCCAGAACUAUGGCAGCAACAACAACAGCAAUUGGCAGCAUGCAGCAGCAGCACCAAAGGCCGUUGCGCGGCAUUUCAAUAAUAAUUGAAUCUGAGCAACCAGCUAAGCCGGUAGGCAUCAACAUUGAAAGCGACGAAAUGUCGCUUAAAUCACAGGCCAUGUUGUUGGCAUUUGGGGACAACAGCAACAGCAACAGCAACAGCAGCAGCAGCAGCAGCAAGAGCAAUAGCAAUAGCAACAGUAAUUUGCAGACGCUGCAGUUUGACCAUGCAAGCAAUGUGGAUUCAGAAACCAGUUACAACACAGUGGCAACAACAGCUGCAACAGCAACAGCAACAGCCACAGCAACGGCAACAAGCGAGCCUGCAACAAAGCUAUAUCCACAGCUGCUGUUGCGCAUUGGCCAAACGGAGAGCGAGGCCGAGGUUAAACUGGCGAACGAUGUUGCUGGAGCUGGUGAAAUGGCGCCAACAUCAACCAUUAUCAGCUGCAAUGUUGCCGAUGACGUUAGAAACGUGUUACGAGCGACAGCUGAGCAGCUGCAAUCUAGAGAAACUGCUGAGAGAGACGGUGAUGCUAGUCAGUUAACGUCAGUCGAUUGGCCAACGGGUGCAUCGACCGAAACAGUUGGUGUCUGUGCGCCACAGCACACGGUCAAGAUUCAGAUAGCCCACGACAACGACAACGACAACUCCAACGACAACGGUCAGUGUUUGAAUUCGAGUCAAAGCCAGCCAGCCAGGCUGGGCAAGCAGAUAAGCGUGGUCAAAUUGAACGAUAGUCAAAGCGAUAGCGAAAUGGUAUUACGGCUUAAGCAACAACAUGAGCAACACCAGCAACAAGAGCAACAGUUACAGUUGCAGUUGCAUUUACCGCUACAGCAGCAACAACAAAUACAAACGGAUGCACAAUCUGUCACAACGCCCUAUCAGCUAUGCUAUUUAGUAUCCAGCGGGCAAUAUUCACCCUGCGAGACCUUGGAUAGCGGCACAGGCAGCGAUCUGGAGAGCAUCAAAUCGCCCAGCAGUGACAGCAAUGCCAUCAGCAAUAUGAGCAUUGGCAACAGCAACAAGGGCAACAGCAACACAAGCGUGCCCAAGCUGGAGCUGCAUUUGAAGACAACUCGAAUCCGUGUGAAUACCUCGAACGGGCAGUCUGGUAAUCAUUCACGUGCCCACAGCCUGACGGACAGCAGCGAGGAGUGUGACGAGAGCAGCUCAUCGUUGAGCUGCGAUUCGUUGCACGAUUCGCAUGAGGCGCCGCCGCUGAUUAAAUUGGGCACUUUACUGCCCAGUUCGUUGCUGCGUGAUAUACGGGACAGGGAUGCUGUGCGGGUUAUAGACGAUAUAAAUCAGUCGAUAAUUGCGACCAAAAUUGAUGGACGACCUCUGCAAUACGAGGCCGAUCAGUACUACAAUUUCCACGUGAACGAACACGCAAAUUAUCGAAGUUUCGGACAGGAAAGCUGCAGUCGCAUAUUGCCGGAAUACGAAGCGCUAAGUCUACCUGGCGACGAUGAGCAACAGCAACAGCUGGGGCAGCUGGAACAAGAGGACGCCUUUGCUGGUUACAAGGACAUGCGCCGCUCCUCGCAGGCAUCCACCAUACGCUCCUCCAAGGGUACAGUCCGCGGCGUCAAGAAUCGUGUGCGCAAUGGAGUAGCCACCUUCUUACAGUUGCAGCAGCCGAAUAUCAAGAACUACAUGGAAAAGGAUCUGGGCAAAGUUGUGCUAUAUACGACGAGCAUGGGCAUCAUUAGGGAGACGUAUGCCAAGUGCGCCAAUGUCAAGCAGAUACUGCGUACACUGCUCGUCAAGUUUGAGGAACGCGAUGUGUUCAUGAGUAUUGAGUACCAGCAGGAGAUGCGGGAGCGCAUGCACCACGAGACGAUACGAGUGCCGCAGCUGUUCGUCGAGGGUCAGCACAUUGGUGAUGCCGACACAGUGGAGCGACUAAAUGAGAGCGGAGAGCUGCGUCAACUGCUGCGACCCUACAAGUCGUUAGCCACGGCUUAUACCUGCCAGACCUGCGGCGGCUAUCGACUGCUGCCCUGCCCCUCGUGCAGUGGCUCCAAGAAGUCGGUGCAUCGGAAUCACUUUACCGCCGAAUUCGUGGCCCUCAAGUGCAUGAACUGCGACGAGGUGGGCCUGGUCAAGUGUCCCAGUUGUUAAAGUCCUCCCAACUGGUCUGUCACUCGUG
Molecule: messenger RNA, 3108 nt
Organism: Drosophila hydei
Lineage: Eukaryota; Metazoa; Arthropoda; Insecta; Diptera; Drosophilidae
Product: glutaredoxin domain-containing cysteine-rich protein CG12206
Exons: 5
Coding region: 918-3080 (720 amino acids)
Biological process (GO): sensory perception of sound
Source: RefSeq, a predicted model, not a curated record